Messenger RNA from Andrographis paniculata, 2706 nucleotides. Its product is annotated as cation/H(+) antiporter 15-like. The record is from RefSeq and is a predicted model, not a curated record. NCBI's taxonomy places the organism in Eukaryota, Viridiplantae, Streptophyta, Magnoliopsida, Lamiales, Acanthaceae. Gene Ontology annotation, molecular function: antiporter activity. The transcript has 3 exons. Gene Ontology annotation, biological process: proton transmembrane transport; regulation of pH. Gene Ontology annotation, cellular component: membrane; endomembrane system. The coding region runs from base 30 to 2603 and encodes 857 amino acids.
UUAAUUACUUGAUUAAUUAAUUGAUUAAGAUGUCGUACAACAAAUCAGAUAUGUGGAUCGUAUGCUAUGCUCCAUCGAUGAUCUCCUCAAAUGGCAUCUGGCAAGGAGACAACCCUUUGGACUACUCCUUGCCCCUCUUCAUCGUCCAAGUCAUUCUCAUCAUCUUCACCACUCGUGUCCUCGUCUUCCUCCUCAAACCCUUCCGUCAGCCUCGCGUCAUUGCUGAGAUCCUCGGAGGGGUGAUCUUGGGCCCAUCGGUGCUGGGAAGAAGCACCAAAUUUGCAGAAACAAUAUUCCCUCUAAGGAGCGUGAUGCUCGUCGAGACAAUGGCAAACGUAGGACUUCUCUACUUCCUCUUCCUCGUAGGAGUCGAAAUGGACAUUGCAGUGGUCAAACGAAUGAGCAAAAGGGCAGCAUUUUCCAUAGCUCUCGGAAGCAUGAUUGUGCCAUUCCUAAUCGGCAUCCCCUUCGCUUUCCUUCUCCACAAGAGCAUGGAUUUCGUAAAGCUCGGCACUUUCAUACUCUACCUCGGAGUUGUCCUCUCCGACACCUCCUUUCCUGUGCUAGCCCGUGUCCUCGCCGAGGUUAAGCUUCUCAACACCGAAAUCGGAAAAAUCGCCUUGUCGUCAGCCCUCGUCAGCAACAUGUGUGCUUGGGUUCUAUUAGCCUUUUCCAUUGCAUUGGCUGAGAAUGCCACGAUUUCAUUAGCAUCGAUUUGGGAGGUUGUUUCUUGCGUCUUGUUCGUCCUGGUUUGUGUCCAUGUAAUAAAGCCGAUCCUUCUCCGCCUCGUGCAAAAGAUUCCGGAAGGCGAGCCGAUAAGUGACUUCUUCAUUUGUUCAAUGCUCGCCGGAGUCAUGACUUGCGGCUUCAUUACAGAUGCUAUCGGCCUGCAUUCAGUAUUCGGGGCUUUUGUUUUCGGCUUGAUCAUCCCUAAGGGUCCUUUGUGUAUGGCACUUAUUGAAAGGCUUCAGGAUUUUGUCUCCGGCAUUCUGCUUCCGCUGUUUUUGGCAAUCAGUGGCCUCAAGACCGACAUUUUCGCCAUCCAUGGAGCCGACACGUGGGGGAUUCUAGGCUUAUUAAUCCUUCUUGCUUGUGUCGGGAAGAUCAUGGGAACUAUUCUAGUUUGUCUUUACCAUAAAAUGCCAUUACACGAAGGGCUUACUCUUGGGGUUCUUAUGAACACCAAAGGUGUUAUUGAGAUGAUUUUCAUUAACGUUGGCAAAGACCAAAAGGUUUUGGACGAGAAAUCGUUUGCAAUUAUGGUGAUUGUGUCGAUUGUGAUGACUUCGGUUGUCGUUCCAGCAGUGAAAACCAUCCACAAACCAGGCAGAAGAUUCACACCUUACAAAAGAAGAACUGUUGAGGGAACCAAUCGAGGAGGCGAAUUCAGUGUUCUUGUGUGCGUUCAUACUCCGAGAAAUGUUCCGACAAUCAUCAAUCUGCUGGAGGCUUCUUGUCCGACCAGACAAUCCCCAAUCUUCGCCUAUGUCCUGCACCUGGUGGAGCUCACGGGGAGGUCAUCGACGGCGCUGAUCGCCCACACCAGUCGGGGGUCGGGCUGCCCGGGGGUGAACGGGACGCAAGCUCAGGCCGACGAGAUCAUAAGCGCAUUUGGGAAUUUCAAGCAAAAUGUACAUUUCGUGUCGGUGAGCUCCAUGACUGCGAUUUCCCCUUACGCCACGAUGCACGAAGACAUUUGCGGCGUGGCGGAGGAUAAACGUGCGUCUUUGAUCAUCAUCCCUUUCCACAAACAGCAGACGGUGGAUGGAGAAAUGGAGGAUUCGAAUCCGGCGUUUCAAACGAUCAAUAAAAAUGUUUUGGAAAACUCGCCGUGCUCUGUCGGAAUUUUGAUCGACAGAGGUCUUAGGUCGACGAUAAUGGCGGCGAGCCAAUUGACGACGAAUGGCGUGGUCGUUUUGUUCUUUGGUGGGCCUGAUGACAGAGAGGCGUUGGCCUAUGCUUGGAGGAUGUCCGAUCAUCCAGGGAUUCAUCUCACCGUCAUGCGGUUCGUCCCCGGAGAGGCCGCGUUCGAAUCGCCGGCGCCGGCGCCGGCGCCGGAGGAAUCUAAAUCAGCGAGCAGUCAUAGCGGGGAGCGCGGGUUUCUGCGAGUCCUGACGGAGCGGGACAGGGAAAAGGAAAUGGACGAGGAGUUCUUGAGGGAGUUCAAUGCGAGGGCAAUGGAAAAUAAUCCGUCGAUUGAGUAUGUGGAGAAAGUGGUGAACCACGGGGAGGAGACGGUGGCGGCGAUAAGGGGGAUCGCCGGAGGUCACGAUCUGUUGAUAGUGGGGAGGGGGCAUGGGAGGGAGUCUGCGGCGACGGUGGGGCUGUCGGAGUGGAGCGAGUGCCCGGAGCUGGGAACGAUCGGGGAUUUGCUGGCGUCGUCGGAUUUCGCGGCGACGAAUUCGGUGCUGGUGAUUCAACGGUACGCGCCGGCGGAUGAAUAUGAGGAGGAAAUGAUGGGUUCGCCGGAGGGGAGGAAUGGGCACUAUGAGGAGCUUGAGUAUGGAUAUAGGGUUCCGCCGCCGGGGAGAGGGCUGGAGCCGCAGCCGCAGCCGCAGCCGCAGCCAGCGCCGGUCUUUCAACUUCCCUUUGGGCACUACUAGAAAUUAAUUUUAAUUAUUCCAGCAGCUUUUGGGUGUAGUUUUUUGUGUUUUUAUCAUUUAAUAUAUAUAUAUUUUUUUUCAAAAAAGUAUUACAUUAAAUAGC